CACUUUUAUUUAAAAAAUUUGAAAAAACGUCCACUAUAUUUAUUAUGGAAUUUAAAGUCGGGCUUUACUAUAUAAAACUCCGAAAUUAAGAAGACUUUGAGAUUGUGCAGCAGGGGGCAGUAGAGAGCGACAGUGCGCAGAGGAGACGAAGAAGAGUUUGAUUUUCCGCGGCACUGUUUAGGUUUGAAUCGACGCUAACAUUUAAUUUCGCCUGAACUGCAAUGACUCUUGCAGUGGCGAUGGAGAAGAAACCAAACACAGUAAAGCAGACUGCUGCAAAGAUAAAGACAAAAAUUCACAACACGUCAUCGUUCUUCAAGCUCUCUUUGAAAACCAACAACAAGGCCCUUGCCUUGGCUCUGGUCGCCCAGAAACUGAAAUCCAAGCAGUUUGAAACGGAAACAGUGCGCUUACAGAAAGAGCUGCAGAGCCGGAUCUUUGACCUUGCCGUCCAGCGUCAUAAAAAUAAACAAAUGUUUAUGGUUCUGCGUGAGUUCUAUAAUAACUCCAUCAACUGCAUGGCUAAGGCAGUGGACCUUAUUUCCAGAGAAGAGGGUGCUGAGAGCUGGGACACAGAGAUCACUGAAGAUGCUUCUCAGACUGAGAAAGAUUUACCUGCAUUGGUACCUGAGCAGAAAAACCGAACCAGUCUAUCCAACUGUUGGCAGCAGAAGAACGUUCAGGGCCCUGGUGGAAAUGUUUCAAUGGUGAAUGAUGGUCAACAUCAUAGUUCUUCACCUAAACGAGAGGAUAAGCCUCCCAGUUCAGAGAUUGACCAUACAGCACCUCAAAAUACUCUUUACGACUCAGAGAUGGAGAUGACUGUAGUUGACAAUGUCGCUGAAAUUGUCACAGUUCAGACCAAGACAAAGAAAAAUUGUAAGGCUGCUCAGAGAAAAACUAGAGAAAUCAGUGAGUCUUAUUCAGCAAGGAAUAGAGAGCACAUUAUGCUUAAUUAUGAUGAAGCAGCCGUAGAGUCAUCUUGUCUAAAGGAUACAACUGCGAGUACGUCUAUGCAAACGUCCUGCGAAACACAACUCCAAACAAGUACACACACCUUCACUAGCAGCAAUGAAGAGGAGAGUUUGCCUCAGAGAGUGGAGCCUCUGCAGGAGGAGAAAGAAUCAGUCACUGCACGCAGAAAGACUCAUGUCACCUCUCGGAACACAAAAAGCAACAGGCGACUGAAUUCUCAAAAAUACGCUGCAGGACAAACCGAUACAAGGAAAAUUUACGUAAUCUCUCCACAUGAGUCCAGCUUUAUUUGCACCAGUGAUGACUUAGAUGAUUAUUUUAGUGACCAAGAAGUAAAUAAUAUGAGAAGGAGCAAGGAAAUUUUAUCAGAGUUUAAUGUGUCUAAAGACAAAGGCACUGAACAUGAAGCUGAAAUGCUGAAACCCGAGAACAGUGCAAACAGCAGGAAAACAUACGUAAUACAACCACAGUGCAGACAGACUAAAGUGUCAUCUUUCAGUAUGGAUCAAUGUGUAAAGGAGAGUGCUGAAUUAAUUGAUGUUCACACUGAUGACAAGGAAAUCUGGGUCCAUGCAGAAAAAUGUCAAAGCAAACAGUCAACUCAGUCAUUCUCUCAGAAAGAAGAAUGCGAUACACUGAGAAACAGAGGAACAUAUGUGAUCCGUACAGGUCAGGUGUCUGCCUGCAGUGACCUCUUGAAUCAUACAUUAGACAUUCACGCAAAUGUCCCAUCUGGGGAAACAACAAAUGUACUGACUUUGGAAAGCAUACAUGAUGCACCGUGUACCUCAGGAAUGAUUAAGGGGCAGCAAUCAGAGCAAGAGGUGUGUCAUCAACCUGAAAUCCAAAGGUUUUCUAAACAUUCAAGGGCUGUCUGUGAUGAAAAGCUUUUAGAAAAUUCCUCUGAUCGUUCUCCAAUAGAGCACACUAAAGCCAAGAUGCCCAAGACAGUAGAGAUGAAAGAAAGAGAGAAGAAUUUUUCAACAAGAGAAAAUGCAACUAGAAAGAAAAGAAGACACAAGUAUAGCUCUACUCCGAUUGGUGAAAUUUUACCAAAAACAAUUCCAGUACCAGGUGACAAUAUAAAUAAAAACAACAAUUCCACUAACGUAUUAAAGGGGGAAACAGAAGGGUUCAAUUCUUCUGCUCUCGAGGAGGCCUUUAUGGAUGAGCCUGUAAUUAAGACUGGGGAUACAAACAGCGCUCAUGUGAGACACUUUAACCAUAAUGAUGACUUGGAUACGAUUAAUGACGUUGGCAUAAAUUCAAAGGAUGUCAGUCCAAAGCGCCACAGUAUCCAAAACCGCAAGUGCAGAGAAACCUAUGUUGUUUUGUCCAAUUGCAGUUCGCAGGAAAAGGAAAAGGAAAACGUUCUGGUUUUCAGCAGCAAUGAAAAAAGUUUAGUUGCAAAUAGAGAAAGUGGGAUUUCUUUUGUUACAGAUAGGACAUUUGUUCCUCAUCAUGACAGUGACAGCCAGUCAACCCCAAGAAAAGCAGAGCAGCUUAAGCAGAAACAUGGUGGAUUAUUCUCUGAGGACAGGCCUCCAUGGGAAUCCCUCAAUUUUGACUCUUGUGGGAGUUUUACUUAUGACAGUGCUGUCUCUAACAAGAGGGAUUCACAAAAGAUUUCAUCACAAACUCUGGACAUUUAUGAGGAACCUGGGUUGACCGUGUCACACCAAUCUCCAGUUAUAGAUGGGAGGGCAAUGAAGAGCUUAACAAACACAGACUUGACAGCCAAUCCAUUAAGUCGAUCCCGCAGGAGGGCAGCUGCUGUGUCGUACAAGGAGCCGACUCUCAAUUGCAAAAUGAGGCGUGGGGACAAAUUCUCAGACACCAGAUUUUUAAGUUCUCCAGUGUUUAAAGACAAAAAGAAAAACAUGAAGAAAACCACUAAGUAAACCCUCGUACACACUGUGAAUAGAAUUUGUACAUUUAACAUACAGUUAAUCUUUGUUUUGAUUGUAUUUCUUUUUUUUUCUUUUUUUUAAUAUCUCAAUAUAUUUUUGCAUUAGCAUUUUUAUAAUUUAAAUGACCUCUCAUUACAGUGUAAUUUGCAGAACACUUUGUUUAAGUAGCCUAUGAAAUUCCAUCUCUGUAUUGGUUGCUAUGCUACCAAUAAAGUAUUGACGUGCCUGUCAGGUAGUGAAUGAAUAAUUCAGAUAGUGUGUUCACCUGAGAUGUGUACUGUUGCUGCAGAAUAGAGUUGUCUUUGCACCUUAUGUAAUACACUGUACCAAGUGGUUAGAUUGUUUGUUUGUUUUUUUCUUGUUCGUGUUGAACGUGUUCAGGAGCUUUUGGUGAGUUUGACUGUUUUAUUAUUUCAGUCAGAUUAAAAGUCUUUUUUCACCCAGAUUAAA
Messenger RNA from Ictalurus punctatus (channel catfish), 3335 nucleotides. It is a transcript of the gene sgo2, whose product is annotated as shugoshin 2. The coding region runs from base 222 to 2876 and encodes 884 amino acids. Gene Ontology annotation, cellular component: chromosome, centromeric region; nucleus. Lineage: Eukaryota; Metazoa; Chordata; Actinopteri; Siluriformes; Ictaluridae. The transcript has 8 exons. The record is from RefSeq and is a predicted model, not a curated record. Gene Ontology annotation, biological process: meiotic chromosome segregation.